This is a messenger RNA of Anthostomella pinea, 2418 nucleotides long. The record is from the annotation of a GenBank genome assembly. NCBI's taxonomy places the organism in Eukaryota, Fungi, Ascomycota, Sordariomycetes, Xylariales, Xylariaceae.
AUGACGGACUCGGAAGGCAGGACGCCCAUGUUACACGCGAUAGCCGGAGGCAACCAUUCAGUGUCAGAACUGCUCCUAACCCAAGAAGAUACCAACCCAUCAGACGGAUACAGGACACCAUUCCAAAUAGCCGCGGCCAAGGGACACGAGACCGUAGUACGGCAUUUCCUAGCGCGGAACGAUGUUGACAACAACAUUGAGGGCACACCACUCUGGCAGGCAGCAUGCUCUGGUCAAGACAGUACCGUGCGGCUUUUGCUAGAGAGACCUGACGUCGAUCUAAACCUCCCGUCACAAGAGUACAAUGGACUGUUGCCCUUUUCCGUCUCGAGGCUCCCCUAUCCUGUUUCUGCUCCGGCUUUGUUCUCUGCUUCUUCACGACCGGCGGCUGCUCCACGGCCUCGUCCAGGGCCUCCUCAUCCUCCUCAAGCCGUCGCUUUCCCAUCUCAGGACUCCGCAUUGCACAAGCUCUUCCCAGGCAGCGUCAUGCGACAGCUUGUGACGCUGGACAGUUUUGGCGUUUGUAUCCAGCCACCAGUAUUCGAACACGAGGUACUCGAUCGACGUCACCCGCUUAUCUUGCCAACGAGGGUCUUUGAGCAGUCGAAAGGUCUCAUGGAAGCCAUGCUCAGCCAGACGGUGCCGUGCAGCUUUCCCGUAGUCCGUGAAGUUUCCGUUCUUGACUUCCCUGAACCCCUCCUAUCGGCCGGUAUCCUGCUCCUGCUGCCACAUCUUCCGGAUGGUGUCCUCGAACUCUGGCCCGGUCGUGAUCGACCCGUGCCCAAUGGAUUCGAAGUAGCGCUGCUACUCCUCCCUGAAAGCCCCCACCCGCUCUUCUGCCGUAUUGUCACUUGCCCCACGUACCUCCUCGCAUUUUCGCGGAUUCAUGGCUUCGGAGUACUCAAGGGCGCGACCUCCAACCGAGUCGACGGCAAACCCACGCGUAUCGAGAUCGAGUGCGACCGCGGCAAGCGCUCGAAGGCCUCUAUCUCUGCUUUAAAGGAAAAUGACCGCAGAUGGACCUUCCGCCUCCUCAGAAACAAGCACACGAAGCUGCCAGUUGCCCAUAACCACGAGCGAUCUCUGGAUAUAUCGGUACAUUCCAGCCACCGAAAACACGAUAGAGAAGCCGUUAUACAACAAGUAGCUGUACAAUCACGGUCCGUGGCUGCCAACCCCGUUCAGAUCUUCGCCGCCGCUCACACCAACAACCCUGGCACCACCGCACGCUUCAAGAACGUCUACAACGCUCUUGCAGAGCUCUGGAAGCGUGCUAAACAAGGCUUUACAUCUACCCAGGCGUUUAUUCGUCGUCUCCGCCAGCAAGGCCGCCCUCACAUCGUAAAAUGGGCAGAUGAUGACCCUGAUCGCCCUGAGGCGGUAGUCUCGACCCACUCGUAUAAUGAGAAGAUGUGGAAGCAACACCCGUACAUUAUGAGCGCCGAUAAUACCUACAAAACUAAUCAGUACUACUGGCCCUUAUUUAACGUCACUGGCCGUUCCUCCACGGGCUCCAUAUUCAACAUGGCAUUCGGCAUGGUCCCUGGCGAGACUGAGGCGUGGUUUGCCUGGCUAUUUGCAGCUCUCGAUGAACUCCGUGAGAUGGUUGGCGCCGUGAAGCUUGAUAUCAUAAUUACUGAUUUCGACGAGCAUAUGAGGAUCCCUGCUAAGGCACAGUUCCCUUUUGCCCAGUUCCAAGUGGGUAUCUUUCACGUCAACAAGAACGUUAUCACGCAACUAGGACUCAAGUGGGUUGGCAAAGGCAAGACGCUCAACGAUAUCACGAGCGUGGAGGAGGAGGCAGAAGUAGAAGAACGGAUUGCUGCUACUACUAUCAAAGACCUCGUUGGCGAAAAUCAACAGUUAUUUCGCGAUCUUGCUGGCCCUGAUCGAUUCGACGAGAAGCACAUGGUAUACUCAAGGAGUGAAAGGGAGUUCGAAGAAGCCUGGCAGCGCCUAAUCGACGAAUUUGCGGAGGAACAGCCUGCCUGCGUUACCUAUCUGGAGAACACCUAUCUUCCUUUUCGGACCGAAUGGGCUAACUGCUAUACGAAGGAAUACUGCAACUUCGGAGUCCGAACGACCUCACCUACCGAAUCGGUCAACCGGCUGACAAAGAGCUAUAUCAUCGACGGCAGAUCUAACUUUUUACGGAUAGAUGACUCCCUCGACGAGAUGGUAUCGCAUAUAGAGAUCAAGCACAAGCAGGCUAUAGCCCAUGACAACUUCAAGCAACGCAACGACUACCUGGGACGCAAAUGGCUUAGUAACGUCACCUUAUACUGUUCGAUCACGUCUAUCAAGAUGAUCGUAACGUCCUAUUACCGAGCUUUGGAAUACGCCCCAACAGCAAGUCGACCAGAUCCUCCGAGAGCGCCGCCGUGCUCUCACAGCAUGCUGAAUAUCUGGCUGAUGUAA